This is a messenger RNA of Octopus sinensis (East Asian common octopus), 9263 nucleotides long. Its product is annotated as mucin-2-like. Gene Ontology annotation, molecular function: protein binding. The transcript has 28 exons. The record is from RefSeq and is a predicted model, not a curated record. Lineage: Eukaryota; Metazoa; Mollusca; Cephalopoda; Octopoda; Octopodidae. Bases 13 to 9177 code for a protein of 3054 amino acids.
CCAACAAAAGAUAUGUUGGUAACUCUCUCUGCAAAGCUCUGUAAACACCCUAUCUCAACAACAAUGGCACCAGUCACAUCAGCACCUACAUCAACUCUACCAACAACUACUCCACGGUUCUGUAAUAUAUCAGAAGCGAUGGAUGAUGAAUCUUUCCUCCCAGAUACAGCCAUCUCUCUCAAUCCAUCAGUUGGCAAUCCCGGUGACAUCAGACCAGACUUUGGAUGGCUAACUAAUUCCAAUAGCAAAAGGAUUAUCACAUUAGAUUUUGGCCCCAACCUAGAUGCCGGAGGUACAAUUCGCCUUCUUCGACACGACAAUGUGAAAUCCUUUACGGUUUUCAUAUCCCAUCCAUCUGCAAAAAUGCAAAUCAAGACAUCCUCACCAGAUCGACCAGUUGCCAUUCCACAACAUAAUGGUCAAACCACGGUGCAAAUUGAACUUUCUCCAACCGAUCCAACACGAGACAUGCUGGUAUCUCUCUCUGCAAAACUCUGUAAACGGAAAGUGCCAACAUAUACAACAGCAAGUAGUGCUCGUCCGACAGGUACUUUUGGCAUCGAAACAAAAAGGACACCAAGGCCCACGAUGGCAAGUACACAUAGAAGCACGUCAAUACUACGAACUACAAUGUCGACAAUAACACCAAGGUCUCCGAGUACGCAUGCUACGAGUCCAAGUACUUAUCAAAGUACACUUCUAACCCACUCUACACAUAUAAGUACACCCAAACGUAUAACGACAAUUUCCAAAAUGUCUACAAGUGCAAGUCCUACAUCAGUUCUAUCAACAGCCCCCAAAACAACACCAAGUCCUACAUCAGUUCCAUCAACAGCCCCGCCCACAACACCCCCCAAAACAACACCAAGUCCUACAUCAGUUCCAUCAACAGCCCCGCCCACAACAGCCCCCAAAACAACACCAAGUCCUACAUCAGUUCCAUCAACAGCCCCACCAAUAAAAGCGCCAAAAACAACACCAAGUCCUACAUCAGUUCCAUCAACAGCCCCACCAACAACAGCCCCAAAAACAACAGCCCCAAAAACAACAGCCCCAAAAACAACACCAAGUCCUACAUCAGUUCCAUCAACAGCCCCUCCAACAACAGCCCCCAAAACAACAGCCCCACCAACAACAGUCCCAACAACAACACCGAGUCCUACAUCAGUUCCAUCAACAGCCCCACCAACAACAGCCCCAAAAUCAACAGCCCCACCAACAACAGCCCCAAAAACAACAGCCCCAAAAACAAGAGCGCCACCAACAACAGCCCCCAAAACAACAGCUCCAAAAACAACAGCCCCAAAAACAACAGCCCCACCAACAACACCAAGUCCUACAUCAGUUCCAUCAACAGCCCCUCCAACAACAGCCCCAAAAACAACACCAAGUCCUACAUCAGUUCCAUCAACAGCCAAUCCAACAACAGCCCCUCCAACAACAGCCCCCAAAACAACACCCAGUCCUACAGCCUCUCCAACAACAACCCCACCAACAAGAGCCCCUCCAACAACAGCCCCAAAAACAACACCAAGUCCUACAUCAGUUCCAUCAACAGCCCCACCAACAACAGCCCCAAAAACACACCAAGUCCUACAUCAGUUCCAUCAACAGCCCCACCAACAACAGCCCCAAAAACAACAGCCCCCAAAAACAACAGCCCCAAAAACAACACCAAGUCCUACAUCAGUUCCAUCAACAGCCCCUCCAACAACAGCCCCAAAAACAACAGCCCCACCAACAACAGUCCCAACAACAACACCGAGUCCUACAUCAGUUCCAUCAACAGCCCCACCAACAACAGCCCCAAAAUCAACAGCCCCACCAACAACAGCCCCAAAAACAACAGCCCCAAAAACAAGAGCGCCACCAACAACAGCCCCCAAAACAACAGCUCCAAAAACAACAGCCCCAAAAACAACACCCCUCCAACAACAGCCCCAAAAAACAACACCAAGUCCUACAUCAGUUCCAUCAACAGCCAAUCCAACAACAGCCCCUCCAACAACAGCCCCCAAAACAACACCCAGUCCUACAGCCUCUCCAACAACAACCCCACCAACAAGAGCCCCUCCAACAACAGCCCCAAAAACAACACCAAGUCCUACAUCAGUUCCAUCAACAGCCCCACCAACAAAAGCGCCAAAAACAACACCAAGUCCUACAUCAGUUCCAUCAACAGCCCCACCAACAACAGUCCCAAAAACAACACCAAGUCCUACAUCAGUUCCAUCAACAGCCCCACCAACAACAGCCCCCAAAACAACACCCAGUCCUACAGCCUCUCCAACAACAACCCCACCAACAAGAGCCCCUCCAACAACAGCCCCAAAAACAACACCAAGUCCUACAUCAGUUCCAUCAACAGCCCCACCAACAAAAGCCCCACCAACAACACCAAGUCCUACAUCAGUUCCAUCAACAGCCCCUCCAACAACAGCCCCAAAAACAACACCAAGUCCUACAUCAGUUCCAUCAACAGCCAAUCCAACAACAGCCCCUCCAACAACAGCCCCCAAAACAACACCCAGUCCUACAGCCUCUCCAACAACAACCCCACCAACAAGAGCCCCUCCAACAACAGCCCCAAAAACAACACCAAGUCCUACAUCAGUUCCAUCAACAGCCCCACCAACAAAAGCGCCAAAAACAACACCAAGUCCUACAUCAGUUCCAUCAACAGCCCCACCAACAACAGUCCCAAAAACAACACCAAGUCCUACAUCAGUUCCAUCAACAGCCCCACCAACAACAGCCCCAAAAACAACACCAAGUCCUACAUCAGUUCCAUCAACAGCCCCACCAACAACAGCCCCAAAAGCAACACCAAGUCCUACAUCAGUCCCAUCAACAGCCCUAACAACAACAGCCCCAAAAACAACAGCCCCAAAAACAACACCAAGUCCUACAUCAGUUCCAUCAACAGCCCCACCAACAACAGCCCCAAAAACAACACCAAGUCCUACAUCAAUUCCAUCAACAGCCCCACCAACAAAAGCCCCAAAAACAACACCAAGUCCUACAUCAGUUCCAUCAACAGCCCCACCAACAAAAGCGCCAAAAACAACACCAAGUCCUACAUCAAUUCCAUCAACAGCCCCUCCAACAACAACCCCACCAACAAGAGCCCCUCCAACAACAGCCCCCAAAACAACACCAAGUCCUACAUCAGUUCCAUCAACAGCCCCACAAACAAAAGCGCCAAAAACAACACCAAGUCCUACAUCAGUUCCAUCAACAGCCCCACCAACAACAGCCCCAAAAACAACAGCCCCAAAAACAACACCAAGUCCUACAUCAGUUCCAUCAACAGCCCCACCAACAACAGCCCCACCAACAAAAGCGCCAAAAACAACACCAAGUCCUACAUCAGUUCCAUCAACAGCCCCACCAACAACAGCCCUAAAAACAACAGCAAGUCCUACAUCAGUUCCAUCAACAGCCCCACAAACAACAGGCCCAAAAACAACAGCCCCACCAACAACAGCCCUAAAAACAACAGCCCCACCAACAACAGCCCUAAAAACAACAGCCCCAAAAACAACAGCCCCAAAAACAACAGCCCCAAAAACAACAGCCCCAAAAACAACAGCCCCAAAAACAACACCAAGUCCUACAUCAGUUCCAUCAACAGCCCCACCAACAACAGCCCCACCAACAACAGCCCCACCAACAACAGCCCCACCAACAACAGCCCCAAAAACAACACCAAGUCCUACAUCAGUUCCAUCAACAGCCCCAAAAACAACACCAAUUCCUACAUCAGUUCCAUCAACAGCCCCACCAACGACAGCCCCAAAAACAACACCAAUUCCUACAUCAGUUCCAUCAACAGCCCCACCAACAACAGCCACAAAAACAACACCACGUUCUACAUCAGUUCCAUCAACAGCCCCACCAACAACAGCCCCAAAAACAACAGCCCCUCCAACAACAGCCCCCAAAACAACACCCAGUCCUACAGCCUCUCCAACAACAACCCCACCAACAAGAGCCCCUCCAACAACAGCCCCAAAAACAACACCAAGUCCUACAUUAGUUCCAUCAACAGCCAAUCCAACAACAGCCCCUCUAACAACAGCCCCCAAAACAACACCCAGUCCUACAGCCUCUCCAACAACAACCCCACCAACAAGAGCCCCUCCAACAACAGCCCCCAAAACAACACCAAGUCCUACAUCAGUUCCAUCAACAGCCCCACCAACAAAAGCGCCAAAAACAACACCAAGUCCUACAUCAGUUCCAUCAACAGCCCCACCAACAACAGCCCCAAAAACAACACCAAGUCCUACGUCAGUUCCAUCAACAGCCCCACCAACAACAGCCCCAAAAACAACACCAAGUCCUACAUCAAUUCCAUCAACAGCCCCACCAACAAAAGCGCCAAAAACAACACCAAGUCCUACAUCAGUUCCAUCAACAGCCCCACCAACAACAGCCCCAAAAACAACACCAAGUCCUACAUCAGUUCCAUCAACAGCCCCACCAACAACAGCCCCAAAAACAACACCAAGUCCUACAUCAAUUCCAUCAACAGCCCCUCCAACAACAACCCCACCAACAAGAGCCCCUCCAACAACAGCCCCCAAAACAACACCAAGUCCUACAUCAGUUCCAUCAACAGCCCCACCAACAAAAGCGCCAAAAACAACACCAAGUCCUACAUCAGUUCCAUCAACAGCCCCACCAACAACAGCCCCAAAAACAACACCAAGUCCUACAUCAGUUCCAUCAACAGCCCCACCAACAACAGCCCCAAAAACAACACCAAGUCCUACAUCAGUUCCAUCAACAGCCCCACCAACAACAGCCCCAAUAACAACAGCCCCAAAAACAACACCAAGUCCUACAUCAGUUCCAUCAACAGCCCCACCAACAAAAGCGCCAAAAACAACACCAAGUCCUACAUCAGUUCCAUCAACAUCCCCACCAACAACAGCCCCAAAAACAACACCAAGUCCUACAUCAGUUCCAUCAACAGCCCCACCAACAACAGCCCCAAAAACAACACCAAGUCCUACAUCAAUUCCAUCAACAGCCCCACCAACAAAAGCCCCAAAAACAACACCAAGUCCUACAUCAAUUCCAUCAACAGCCCCACCAACAACAGCCCCAAAAACAACACCAAGUCCUACAUCAGUUCCAUCAACAGCCCCAAAAACAACACCAAGUCCUACAUCAGUUCCAUCAACAGCCCCACCAACAACAGCCCCAAAAACAACUGCAAGUCCUACAUCAGUUCCAUCAACAGCCCCACAAACAACAGCCCCAAAAACAACAGCCCCACCAACAACAGCCCUAAAAACAACAGCCCCAAAAACAACUGCCCCAAAAACAACAGCCCCAAAAACAACACCAAGUCCUACAUCAGUUCCAUCAACAGCCCCACCAACAACAGCCCCAAAAACAACACCAAGUCCUACAUCAGUUCCAUCAACAGCCCCACCAACAACAGCCCCAAAAACAACAGCCCCAAAAACAACACCAAGUCCUACAUCAGUUCCAUCAACAUCCCCACCAACAACAGCCCCAAAAACAACACCAAGUCCUACAUCAGUUCCAUCAACAGCCCCACCAACAACAGCCCCCAAAACAACAGCCCCAAAAACAACACCAAGUCCUACAUCAGUUCCAUCAACAGCCCCACCAACGACAGCCCCAAAAACAACACCAAGUCCUACAUCAGUUCCAUCAACAGCCCCACCAACAACAGCCCCAAAAACAACACCAAGUCCUACAUCAGUUCCAUCAACAUCCCCACCAACAACAGCCCCAAAAACAACACCAAGUCCUACAUCAGUUCCAUCAACAGCCCCACCAGCAACAGCCCCAAAAACAACAGCCCCCAAAACAACACCAAUUCCUACAUCAGUUCAAUCAACAGCUCCACCAACAACAGCCCCAAAAACAACAGCCCGAAAAACAACAGCCCCCAAAACAACACCAAGUCCUACAUCAGUUCCAUCAACAGCCCCACCAACAUCAGCCCCCAAAACAACACCAAUUCCUACAUCAGUUCCAUCAACAGCUCCACCAACAACAGCCCCAAAAACAACAGCCCCUCCAACAACAGCAAGUCCCACACCAAUUCAAUCAACCGCCCCAACAACCAGUGCAAGUCCCUCACCAAUUGUAUCAACUGUAUCUUAUAGCAGUACAAUUACAUCACAACUAACGUCAGCAUUGUUGUCUACAAUUUCUACCCCACAAAUUACAUCAACUCUUCCAUUUACCACUGCGAGUACUUCACAAUUCUUGCCUUCUGGUAGGGAAAGUACUUAUGGCACAACCUUCUCAUCGUCAGCUGCUCCACAAUCUACCCUUGGAAGUUCAUACAGUGCGUCACAUUUUGUCACACGCGGUCCUAGAAUUUCGACACCAGUCUCCACUACCUUUAAAGUGUCGUGUGAGAUAUCAGAAGCGAUGGAUGAUGAAGCUUUCAUCCCAGAUACAGCCAUCUCUCUCGAUCCGUUAGUUGGCAAUCCUGGCGACAUCAGACCAAAUGUUGGAUGGGUAACUAAUUCGGAUAAAAAUAGGAUUAUCACGUUAAAUAUUGGCCCCAACCUAGAUGCUGGCGCUACAAUUCGCCUUUUGGAACACGACAAUGUGAAAUCCUACACCGUUUACAUAUCGCUUCCUUCAGUACAACAAAUCAAGACAUCCAAACCCGAUAAAUCAGUUAACAUUCCACAAGGUAAUGGUCGUACAGUGGUGACAAUUAUACUUCAGCCCGUUAAUCGAACACAAGACAUGUUGGUGUCUAUAUCAGCAAAACUUUGUAAAAAGCCUAUCUCAAGACCAAUGACACCAACCACUUCAGUGAUUGUACCAACUAUAUCAAAAACUGGCCCAAGUCUACCACCAUUUAUGACAACAAUAUCAUACGCCACUAAACCACCAGUGUGUGUCCUCAAGUUAUGUGACAUUGAAGAACUACUUGGUUACAUACCGGGAAACGUGAUAGGGUGGAUUGAGAAGGAUGGUAGAACUGGUGCCUCAAGUGAAGAAGAAGUUGCACAUGUAUUUGAUCAAGUUGAAGAAGGGGUCACUGUUCACAUUUCCUGCAAUAACUGUACCUGCAGUGACGGCAUGCUGCAGUGCACCAACAAUGUAUGCAAAGGAUGUGCUUAUUCAUCAUGGGCUGAGUGGACAGGAUGCAGCAAGGCUUGUGAUGUAGGAAAUCGAAUAAGAUCAAGAAAGAGACUAAUGAAAAAGGGAACAGAUGAUUGCAAUUUACCAACAGAAGAGACAUCUGAUUGUAAUUUCAUUCCAUGCGAAGAAUCGCCUUCAUGGAUGUCUUGGGCACCUUGGGAAAGUUGUUCAGCAUCAUGUGACGUUGGAUACCAGAGAAGAACUCGAAAAUGUCCAAAUAAACUUGAAGUGAUAUCUGAAUGUAUUGGACUAGGUGUGCAAAUUCAAGCAUGUGGAUUGGAAAGGUGUUCCAAAGAACAAGUGUGCACUGGAGGUAAAGUUUGGUCUGACUGCGCAAAUGAAUGUCCACUUAACUGUGCCGACUACAAAGCUGGAAAGGGUGUCUGUCAGGAAUCAGAUACUUGUGUCCCUGGGUGUCGAUGCCCCAAGAACACUCUUGAACAGGAUGGAAAGUGUGUGAAGAAAGAACAGUGUUUUUGCCACGAUAAAUUUGGAACUGUUGUACUGGAAAAUUUUGAAACUACAUCACAUGCAAUUUGUCAGAAAUGUUCAUGUAAACAUGGAGAAAUUGCUUGUACAAACAUAACAGAAAGUUGUUGUGUAUAUGCCAAAUGGACAAGUUGGGGAGCUUGCAGUCGUACCUGUGGUGCUGGUAUACAAUAUCGUUACAGAAAGUUACUCUCCCAUGGUUCGGUGUGUGAAGAAUAUAUUCAUGAAAACAAAACCUGUACCUUAGGAACGUGUCCUUUUGAUUGUUAUUUCAAAGAAAAUGGUUACUAUAACAAUGAAUUAAUCAGUGAAGAUUCUUGUGAAGUGUGUUAUUGCACAGCCUCAAACAUAUCCUGCUUUUAUCAACCAAAUGCAAAAGCUGAUGGAAAAUGGGCAAGCUGGUCUGAGUGGGGACCUUGCAGCCGUACAUGCCAGCCUGGUGGAAUCAGAACUAGAACUCGCUCUUGCUCAAAUCCUUUACCACGCUGUGGGGGAAAAGUCUGUUCAGGAAACGCUGUUGAUUAUGAAUACUGUACCAUGAAGAAGACAUGCUGUAUUUAUGAAGAAUGGUCAAUGUGGUCAACAUGCAGCAAGCCAUGUGGUAAAGGUUUUCGGAUCAGUGAACGAAAGAAAACCAAGGAUUCAUCUUGCAAAUUAGAUAUUGAGACUAGAACAAAAACUUGUCGAGUACGGCCUUGCAGAGUGAGAUGUGGUAAAUGGACAAGAUGGUCACCUUGUGUGGGUCAGUGUAACAAAGGUGUCAGCAAAAGAACUUUUAGAGUUUCCAGGAGACGAAGAAAUAGAUCUGUCUGCAAGACUCAAACGGAAGAAAGAGAAUGCAAACUGGCCAAAAAAUGCACAUGUGGCAAAGGAGAAAUAUGGUCAACUGAGCCCGUAUGCGAUAACACAUGCAACAAUAUUUUCGGACCUAUGAAUAAUUCCUUAUGUAAGGCACCACAGAAAGGCUGUAAAUGCAAAAAGAACUUUUUUAGAGACUUAAGAGGCAAAUGUGUUCCAAGACAAGAUUGCAGUGUAUUUUGUUAUGUUGGUGGUUUAAUAAAACAGGAGAAUGAAAUGUGGACUAACCCUAAAAACAAUUGUUCCAAAUGCGAAUGCAUUGCAGGUAAAACAAGAUGUCACCCAAUUUGUAAAUCACCUUCGUGUAAAAAGGAUGAAACCUUAUUUUACUUGGAGACUGAUCCUUGUUGUCCAGUUUGUCGAAAGAAAGAAGAAAUACAAUGUGCAUUGAAGUCGAAAUUCAUAUUCCUGGAAAACAAGACAAGCAAUUGCCGCUCUGUUGAAAAAGUGAAGGUAUCGUAUUGCUCUGGUGAAUGUGGUGGAAGCUAUUCUGUACCGAAACUUCUCACAGAACAAAAGUUCUAUAAUUAUAAUGAUAUCUUUGACAAUCAAUGCUUAUGCUGUCAGAGCAGAACAUCGAAAAUUAAGGAAGUUAUUGCUCUGUGUGGAGCCCAGCAAAGUGAAACCGUGAUGUAUUACCCUGAUGUCUGCAGCUGUGAAUGUAAUCGUUGCAAGUAAACUAAAGAAGAGAAGCAAAAAUUAAACCUUUAAAAAUUGUAAGCUCAGAAUAAAACACUACAGAAUAAAAAGUAAUUUGCAUUCUU